Funneliformis geosporum is the source of this 514-nucleotide messenger RNA. NCBI's taxonomy places the organism in Eukaryota, Fungi, Glomeromycota, Glomeromycetes, Glomerales, Glomeraceae. The record is from the annotation of a GenBank genome assembly.
UCCCUUGGAACUUCUUCACUCACGCAUAUGCAAGACCUCGAAAGUCUCAUUCUAGAUCCUCAAUAUAAUGAUACGUUGAAGGCCGACGGAGAAAUUCGACCUAUCUGGAUAUUAUUAGUGGAUGGGGGACCGGAUGAGAAUCCAAGACAUUUAAAGAAUAUUAAAAAAUACAUUCAGCUUUUUCGAAAAUUUGAUUUAGAUUACCUCACUGUGCGGACACACGCACUGGGACAAUCCAAGUAUAAUCCUGUUGAAAGGGGCAUGGCAAUACUAUCCGGAAAAUUGGCAGGUAUUACUCUACCAAUCGAUCACUUUGGGACGCAUCUAGAUACACAAGGUAAAGUGAUUAAUCCAGAAUUGGCUGUUCAAAACUUUCGAUAUGCCGGAGAGGUGCUUUGUGAUAUUUGGCUAUUUGCUGUUUCAGCUAUAUGUUCUAACUAUAUGUCUCAACUAUGUCCCAUAUAUGUCUCAAAUAUCCCAUCUGUCCUAUCAAUGUCUUAUCAGUGUCCUAUCA